Messenger RNA from Mobula hypostoma (lesser devil ray), 12916 nucleotides. RefSeq names its product desmoplakin-like. Gene Ontology annotation, molecular function: structural molecule activity. Bases 127 to 8268 code for a protein of 2713 amino acids. Gene Ontology annotation, cellular component: cytoplasm; cytoskeleton; plasma membrane. The record is from RefSeq and is a predicted model, not a curated record. Gene Ontology annotation, biological process: wound healing; intermediate filament cytoskeleton organization; cell-cell adhesion. NCBI's taxonomy places the organism in Eukaryota, Metazoa, Chordata, Chondrichthyes, Myliobatiformes, Myliobatidae. The transcript has 24 exons.
AAGAGGGGGUGUUACUGUAGUCUACCUGCAGUGUCGCAGGAAGGCACGGAGCUUUACGGCCUGCUGGGCUCCUUCCGUCACCCGUGAGGAAUAGUUGGAAUUCCAGCGGCGGAUAGAGGCGAAUCCAUGAGUUUGCACGGCUCGCAAACGGGAUUCAAUCGGCGGCAGUCGGAGCGUCGCUUCACGGUCGCCGGCUUCUCAUCCCACAGCGAUGGACAGACGGAAACUUUCCUGCCCUUACAACAGUCCUAUGGGGGAGUCGGAGGGACGGUUCUGGCCGGAAACCAGAUGUACGCGACGGUGGGAAACAGAAACGAGAACUUCCACGCCAGCACCAAGCAGCGCUCAAUGUAUAGCCCCAGGAACUCCCGCGGCUUCGAUUUGGGCAUGCAAUCUCAGUACAACAGUGGGGAUAUGCUGAAGAAUCACCAUGAUAUCGUCCUUGGACUGACAGGCAAUUGUGCAAGUAAACUUAAUGAAGCAGAGAAGAUGCUGCAACAGGAUUUGAAUGCUUUUGAUCAUGGUUAUUUUGGGAAAUACAGACUCCGGAUUGAUGGAUUGUUACAAAGUGCUGGUGAAGACCUAUCAAACAUUGAAGAAGGCAUUGAAGAAUUACAGCGUAAUGGGAUUUCCACUAAAGCACUGCAAUCUAGUAUGUUUCAUCUCCAAAGUCAGAUGAAUGCUAUUGCGAAAACUAUCACUGAUCGUUGGUCAGAACGUACCAAGUCACUGUAUAACAUCAACCAAAGACCCUCGGAUUCCUGGGAUGAAGAGCUUUCAAGGUCGGCCACUGAGCUAAUUAGCUGGAUAAGGCAGCAAAAGCUUCAGUUAGACUCUCAAGAAUGGGGUGUGGAUGCGGCCUCUGUAGAGCAGCAGAUGAGUAAUCACAGAAGGUACCAUAAGAGCCUUGAAGAUGUUCGCUGGAAAAUAGAGAAAAUGAAAUCAGAGCAGCACGACAAUCAUUCUAGCAGCUACAGGGAUGCCAUUGAAGCAAUAGAAAAUGAAUACGAAGCUAUGUUGAAAAUUUCAGCGGAUAGAUUUGACGAAAUGAGAAAGUUUCAGGACAUCAUUCAAGCCACCUCCAAUGAGAUUAUGUGGAUUAAUGACCGCGAGGAAGAAGAACUUGUCUAUGAUUGGAGUGACAAGAAUACAAACAUGGCUCAGAAGCAAGAAGCGUUCUCAAUGUUGAUGAGCCAAUUGGAAGAUAAAGAAAAGCAGUUAAACAGACUCAAACAAGAUGGUGACCAGCAAGUAGCAAAUAACCAUCCUGCAGCUGACAAAAUUGAGGCAUACAUUGAUACUUUGCAAACCCAAUGGAGUUGGAUUCUUCAGCUUACUAAAUGCAUUGAGGUUCAUCUGAAGGAGAAUUCCAAUUACUUUCAGUUUUUUGAGGAUGUGCAAUCAACUGAAAGCUCUCUGAAGAAAAUGCAGGAUUCACUAAGACAGAAAUAUGUCUGUGAUAGGUCAACAACGCUGCAGCUUUUGGAGAAGAUGAUUGCAGAAUCUGAGAAAGAUAAGGAGAAAAUCCACGAAUACAAAAGACAAGUGUCAAACUUGGUCAACAAGGCGAAGAAGAUAGUGCAGUUAAAACCACGCAAUCCAACUGCUAGUAUCGACAUACGGGGUCCAAACCAAAUUAUGCUCAAGGCUCUUUGUGACUACAAACAGGAUCAGAGAGUUGUCCAUAGAGGAAAUGAAUGCAUUUUACUGGAUAAUACACAACGCAGCAAGUGGAGGGUGAUUGGACCAGGAGGAAUGGAAAUGGAAGUUCCAUCUGUUUGUCUUCUCAUCCCACCUCCAAACCCUGGUGCAAUUGAUCUUGCAAGCAAAAUUGAUCAGUACUACGAGGCUAUCCUUGCUCUGUGGAAUCAGCUGUACAUUAACAUGAAGAGCUUGGUGUCCUGGCAAUACUGCCUGUUAGAUAUUGAAAAGAUACAGAGUUGGACCAUAUCUGUGUUACAGACAAUGUCUGGGGAAGAUAGUGAGUUAGUCCUCAGAAGCUUGGAAAAGAACUAUAAAGCAUUCCAGACAUUCAGCAAGGAUUCACAGCACUUCACUGAUGCAGACAAGCAUAAACUGGAGAACCAAUAUAGCUCUAGCAAGAAUCAUUAUACGAGCAUGGUAACCAAUCUGGAGGAAAAGAGAACUAGUGUCACAGGUCCAACACAGGUGGUAUUAUCACCACAGCACGCCGCGCCACCACCAAGGAUGGACUUGAAUUUCCAGCAGGAACUCCAGAAGAUACGUUAUCGUUUGGAGGUGAAUGAAAACAAAAUGAUGGAAAAAAUACAUCUCCUCAUUGAUUCAAAUGCGCAGGAAGAGUUUGCAGAGAGGAUAUCUGAGUUAGAGCUUUUGCAAGAUCAGUUGAAUACAAUUGACGAUGACUUUAUCAGCCUUCAGGAUAAAUGGUAUCGAUCACCGAAUGCAUCAAGCAAUCAGAAAGCAUAUUUUGAAACAGAAUUUAGCCGAAUAAGCCAAAGAUUGAAGAAUGGCAGUGACUUUUCCUCGGCCUAUUUAGAGAGAAUGAAAGCAUUGAGGUUACUCUUCCAAAAUAUUCUCGAAGUGGAAGAUCUGAUAAAAGUUUAUGAAGCAAGACUAACAGAAGAGGAGACUGUCCCAAUGAGUUUGGAGAAAAUCGAAUCCUACAGAGACAAUCUGAGGAAAAUGAAAAUGGAAGUGGAUCAGAAGAAGAAUUUGUUGACGUUGAUGCAGCAGAAUAUGCAGGAAUCGUUCCACAUCAAUGACGACAUAAUGCCAUCUUUCUACAAGUGUGAUAUAGAUCUUACAAAGUACAAUGAGAAAGUAACGCAGCUGUCAGACAGGUGGCAGAGGAUCUACAAAGAAAUUGAUAGCAGGUAUUCUGAUUUAGACAAAGAACGUAAACAGCUCAGAGACUAUGGAGAUUUGUUCCAGAAGCUUAGUAAGUGGAUUGAUGUAACAAAACGCAAACAGGAUGGGUUGCAAAUCAACAGAUGUGAGGAUACAAAUGUCCUUGUACAGCAGCUAAAUGAACAAAAGAACUUGCACUCAGAAAUAAAGAAUAAACGAAGUGAUGUUGAAGAGUACCAAAAACAUGCAGACCACUGUGCAACAUCUGUAAAGGAUUAUGAGCUACAAUUAGCAUCAUAUAGCGCUGGCCUGGAAACACUGCUGAAUAUUCCAGUCAAGAGACAAGUGGCACAGUCAAUUUCCACUACAAUUCUUCAUGAGUCUGCAGAUCUGCAGUCUCGUUACAUAGAACUGCUUACAAGAUCCAGUGACUACUACAAGUACCUAAGUGAGAUGUUGAAGAGCAUGGAAGAAGCAAAGAUAAAAAACACAAAAAUUGAGCUUUUGGAAGAGGCACUUAAAAAUGCCCAAGAUGAGAAUGCUGAUAGUAUGCACCAGAAGAAGUAUCUUGAUCAACAUUUAAGCCAGGUUCAGAGUGAGUACACAGACUUCCGGAAAAAGAUACUCCUCCUGGAGGAGCAGAAGAGGAAUGCUGAAAUAGACCGAGAUGCCACGAAACACAGUCUGGAUGCACAACUUAUCAAAAUAAAGGAAGUCAAUGAGAAGAUCACAAGACUGACGUUUGAAAUUGAUGAGGAAAAAAGAAAGAGAAAAUUAGCUGAAACCCAGUGUGACCAACGAAAGGAUGAAUAUGAUAGUAUUUUUCGAAUGAAGCAGAAGGAGCUUGAUGAGGCUCACUGGCUCAAAUUGGAGCUUGAGAAAUCGAUCAAAGACAAGGAAAGAGAGAUGGAAAAGCUUAGGGGUGUAUUGAAGGAGGAGUCUUUAAGAAGGCAACAACUUGAAAGUGAACUAGAUAGGCUUAGGGACCAUUUUGAGCAGGAAAAAAGGGUAUUGAAUUCACAGAUUGAAAAAGAGGUUCACAUAAGGGAAACCACAGUUGAAAAGUUAACUAUGAAGAAGGAAGAUGAUGUUGCCACUUUGAAUAUUCAGUUGCAAAAGGCUCUGAAUGAGAAAAAGAACCUCAGUGAUGAAAUAGAUCGAUUAAAAAGUUCUGCGAGGGAAAUUGAGCUGAGUAGGAAAAGAGCAGAAAAUGAUGUUUUGCAACAGAAAUCAGCUAGUGCUGAAGAGUCCAGAAAGAGGAUGGAGCUUGAACUAGAAAUAGAAACACUCACCAAGUUUAAAACUGAGGAAACUUUGAGGUUUAAAUCAUUUCAGGAGGAUACCUCCAAAGCUAUCCAUGACAAAGCCAAGGAGAUCGAAAGGGUGAAGAUCUUACUGGAGGAAGAAAUAAAUAAGCGGAAGCAUUUGGAAAAUGAGAAUGAUGAAUUGAAAAAAAUAAAAACAGAUUUUCAGAAAAAGGAAGCUGAAAAUCUUGCUAAAAUUAAAAUCACAGAGCAAGAGUUUACAAUUAUAAAGGUGGAACGUGACAGAAUAUCUAGAGAAAAGGCUGGUUUGGAAAAUGAAAUUGCACGCCUGCAGAACAGUUUAAGGGAGGUGAACAGUGGGAAGUAUAAGAUAGAUGAGGAGCUGAAACAGCUAAGGAAGAAUCUAAGUGAAGAGACUGCGAAGAGAAGUACUGCUGAAGAGAAGUUUAGAAACCUUGAGCAAAAGUGCAGGGAGCAUACAAGUUCAAUUACGCGGCUUACCCAUCAGAUUGAAGAAAUCUCAAUCAUGAAGAAGAAGGUGGAAAAUGAUCUCUUUGAGCAACGGAACACUUUGGAACAGCAACGCAAGGAGAAGGCCAUCAGCACAGAGGAGUUGAGUAGGUUGUACACUGACAUAGAAACACUGCGUCGCCAGUUGAAUCAAGAGAAAGAGAACGUGAGACAGGCUCAUCAGAGAAAUGAGUACUUGCAGAAAACAAUUGAAGAGAAAAGCAAGAUUUUGAACGAAAGCAUAAGUGAAAUAGAUAGGCUGCGUUCUGUUGUGGAAAACCUCACCAAAGAGCGACUGAAGUUGGAGGAAGAAUUGAGAAACUUGAGGUCAGAAUUUGAUGAUCUCCACAGAAGCCAAAGUGAAACGGAGGGUGAGAAGUCGCAAACCAUCUCGGAGUUGAGGAUGCAACUUGAACUUUCUAACAAAAGAACAACUGACCUACAGGAGCUAAUUAUUGAGUUAAAGAAUGAGAGGGAAAAAUUGAAACUGGAAGUUGAAUCAUUCCAAAAGCAAGCUCUGGAGGCAACCAAUAUGAUUAAGCAGACACAUACUGCUCAUAAAGACAUUUUGCAAGAAAAAGAAUCUCUGCUGCUGAAGAUCAAACUCUUGGAACAGGAUAAGGCAAGGCUUCAACGUUAUGAAGAUGAACUAAGUAGAGUAAAGGCACUCCUUGAAGCUGAAUCCCGCAUGAAGCAGCGACUUCAGGAUGAAGUCGAUAUCAUCAGAACUGACAUAAGCUACUGGAAGAAUCAGGCAGAAGUGCAACAGUUAGAAAAGGGCAAAUCAAAUAGUGAGUUUGAGCGUUUGAAAGCUGAGCUAGAGAGACUGCAAGCAGAACUGAGAAUGACUGAAGAAAGAUACAGACGGAAGCUUGAGGAUAGUGAAAGAGCGAAGAGGAUGGAGCUGGAAGCACUUGAAGCCAAAACAAAAUUAGAAAUUGAAAAGCUCAGUCAGACACUGCCAACUUUCAACAGACAUGCUCAAACAGGUAAUAUGGUUGUGGUUGAUUCUGCAAAACUUUUGUUUGAUGGAAUCCGUAAAAAGGUUACAGCAACCCAGUUGUAUGAUUGCCAGCUAAUAGAUGAAUCAACUUUAGAAAAGCUGCUGAGAGGAGAAAGAACUUUGAUGGAUGUUUCCAACGACAUUAAUGUGAAUCUUCAUGGGUUGGAGAGUAUAGCUGGAGUCUAUUCACAGUCAAAUGGAAAAAAACUCUCAAUAUCUGAGGCAGCAAAAGAGAAUAUCAUUAGUCCUGAUGAGGCUAUAUCACUUUUGGAAGCACAGGCAGCUACUGGAUUCAUCAUUGAUCCACACAGAAACAAAAGGGUGACUGUGGAUGAAGCUGUUGCAACAGGCCUUGUGGAUCAUAAAGACAGGGACAAACUCCUGGUAGCAGAAAAGGCUGUAACUGGAUUUAAAGACCCAUUCACAGGAAAGGUUAUCUCACUAUUUGAAGCAAUGAAGAAGAAUAUCAUUGACAAGGUGACAGGCCUUCGCUUGUUACAGGCACAGAUUGCAGCAGGUGGAAUAGUUGACUCAAUUAACAGUGUGUAUUUGCCAAAAGAGCUGGCAUAUAAACGUGGGCUGGUUGAUGCAGAAAUGUAUCAAAAGCUUACAUCUCCUUUUGAUGAAUCAAAAAUCUUUGUUGAUCCAAACACAGAUUCCAAAGUUUCCUAUCAGCAGCUGAAAUUAAACUGCAGAACAGAUCCUGGGACAGAUUUAUUACUUUUGCCUUUGCAAAAGUCAGAAAUGGAAUUACCAGGAAUCAGAGCACCUGUUCUACUGCAGGAUCUUGUAAAUGCCCAGAUUAUAGAUAGAAAAACAGCAGACCAACUUAAACAUGGACGGCUCACGAUAGAUGAUGUUGCUGCCCAGUACAAGGGCUACCUGCAAGGUGACAGUUGUAUUGCAGGAGUGUUUGUUGAAGCCACACAGGAAACACUGCCAAUCUAUCAAGCCAUGAGGAAGAGCUUGAUUAGACAAGGCACAGCCCUUGAGCUACUAGAAGCCCAGGCAGCCACAGGUCAUAUAAUUGAUCCAAUUAAUAACCAAAAGCUAACUGUUGAGGAAGCUGUUGCAAAGAAACUCAUAGGUGUGGAGUUCAAAACAAAACUACUUUCAGCAGAGAGGGCUGUUACUGGUUACAAGGAUCCUGAAACUGGGAAGAUCAUCUCGUUGUUUCAGGCAAUGCAAAAAGACUUGAUUGAACACAAUCAUGGAAUUCGCUUACUUGAAGCCCAAAUUGCCACUGGUGGAAUUAUUGAUCCAACGCACAGCCAUCGCCUGCCAGUUGAUGUUGCUUACAAGCGUAAUUACUUCAACAAAGAAUUGAAUGAAAUUCUGAUUGAUCCCAGUGAUGACUCCAAAGGCUUCUUUGAUCCCAACACAGAAGAGAAUUUGACUUAUCUUCAAUUAAAGGAUCGGUGCUUUACUGAUAAAGUCACGGGCCUUUGUUUAUUGCCUCUAAAGCAAAAGAAAAAGGAGUCUACAACUUCCAGGUCAUCUGCAGUAAGAAAGCGUAGAGUAGUCGUUGUGGAUCCUGAAACAGACCGAGAAAUGUCAGUACGCGAGGCAUAUCACAAAGACCUGAUAGAUUAUGAGACUUUCCUUGAACUUUCUGAACAGGAGGCAGAGUGGGAAGAGAUAACAAUUAAAGGAUCAGAUGGAAGUACCAAAACAGUGGUUGUUGACAGGAAAACUGGAAAUCAGUAUGACAUUGAAGAAUUGUUACAGAGAGGCAUAAUUGACAAGAAGAGUUAUGACGACUACCGGGCUGGAGCUCUGACACUUUCACAGUUUGUGGAUUUGUUUACUGAUAAGGAUAAUCUUACUGCAUCUAAAGUGAGCAGUGUAAUGAACAGUAGUCCAAUUCCAUCACUAAGUUUAAAACAGCCUUUUGAUUCUUUGGAGGAUGCUUCUCCCAUUGCCGCCAUCUUUGAUGUUGAAACAUUGGAAAAAAUAACAAUUUCUGAAGCCAUGUGUCGCAAUAUUGUUGAUACAAUUACAGGGCAGAGGCUUCUAGAAGCCCAGGCCUGUACAGGAGGUAUAAUAAAUCCUGGAACUGGUCAGAAGCUAUCCAUUCAAGAUGCUAUAUACCAAUGCAUCAUUGAUGAAGAAAUGGGAAAGCGGUUAAAACCGGCCCAGAAAGCUUUUGUCGGUUUUGACGACGUGAAGAACAAGAAAAGACUCUCUGCAGCAGAAGCAAUGCAAGAGAAUUGGCUGCCACAUGAAGCUGGGCAACGUUUCCUCGAGUACCAGUGUGCUACAGGUGGACUUGUCGUGCCAAAUGUUGCAGGACGAAUUACCAUUGAUGAAGCAUUAAGGAGAGGCUUGGUUAAUGCCAAAUCAGCUCAGAAACUGCAGGAUAGCAGCAGUUACUCAAAAUGUAUGACUUGUCCCAAAACAAAAUUGAAGAUUUCAUAUAAGGAGGCAGUAGAUCGUUCAAUGGUUGAAGACAAGACUGGCCUGCGGCUGUUAGAAGCGACAUCGUUUUCUACCAAAGGAAUUAAUAGUGCAUACAAUACAGGUGGUUUCUCUGGACCAGGUUCCCGACCAGGUUCCCGUUCAAGCUCAAGAAGUGGGUCAAGACGAGGAAGUUUUGAUGCCAGCUCUUCCAUUUUAACUAGUAGUCAUAUAACCAUUAAAUCCUCUUCUAUUAUACAUUAAUCAUUUGUUACUAGUAUCCAAGUAUGGUAGUUUUUGAAAUGUGUGGAAGAUCCAAAUUUAUAUUCUUUUCAAAUGCUUUCAAAUAUAGCUGAUUCAUACAUUGGUGCCCUGUUAAGAUCAUUAUCAAAAUCAGAAUCAGAAUCACUUUAUUGCCGGUAUGUAAAAUGUACCAGAAUUGAUGGUGGUUCAGUGUCAAGCAUAAAACACAGGACAAUAUCAUAACAGACAACACCAUAGAAGCCAACAGUUUACCAGGACAAUAGUGCAAACAGUCAUGAGCAAUCAACUGUUAUCAGAAAUGUCAAUGAUUAAACGUGUAAAUGUAAACAAGGGCUCAGUCAUUCUCAGCAUUAGGAGGAGAGCAGGAAGGACCAUUUAACAGAUGUUGUGCAGGAACAAUUGGGGUAUUACACCUGCAUGAGUUUUGUUGAAAAGCUGGAUAGCUCCAGGAAAGAAACUUCAGAGAUGAUGUGUAGUCAUGUUGGUGAUAGACUUGCAGCAUUCUUCCUGUUGGCAAUUUGGUGAAUAGGUGAUUGCUAUAGCAUGGAUGGAGUCAACAGUAAAUUUUUUUUCAGCUCUUUUCUUCACUCUGGCGAUGAACAUGUCGGGUAGCUGACAGCCAAUGAUCUUCACCUGAGUGGACCAAUCACUGUAACCUGGAUUUGGAGAGGAGGAGGUGGUGGGAGACCAAACGAUGGUGGAGGUGGUCACAACACUCUUAAUGAUGAGAGUUAAAAUUCAUCAGGAUAUGCCUGAAGAUAUUAAGUUUCCCAAGCUGGCGUAGGAAGAACAAAAAUCGCCGCUGGGUGUACUGGUCCCACUUCAAUGUAUUGGUAAUGGUAGUUCCCAAGAAUUUGAAUGACUUGACCACAAACACAGCCUGACCAUUUGUUUCCAAGGUUGAGGGGAGAGGGACAGGUAGGGGGUUGCUGAAAGAUAAUCCUCAUUUCCACUGUCUUGAUAGCACCAAGUUGUUAGAAGCACAGCCUGCUGCAAGAUGGUCUACCUCUCUUCGAUAGCAAGUCCCAUCAUUAUUAGAGAUGAGACCAACUACAGUUGAGUCAUACACAAACUAGAAUUUUCAUGCAUUUGUCUGUGGAGGUACAGUUUGUGCGAAAUGUUAACCAGAGUUACAAUUGAGUAACCAAAUCCAAAGGUUGCUGAUACAAUGAGGAAAUUUAACGUAAAACCCUUGCCAGAAGAGACUUCUCUUUCACAGUUAAUAUUGUCCAACAGUUUCAAAGUUACAGAGGAUCGUGCCAAUAAAGUGGGCUGUUAAAUAUCUCAAUUCUUUGUAUAGAACUAAUUGAGGUUUCAGUUUGUUUCAUACUAAAUUUUCUAUAGAUUUAAAAACUAAUUGAUCUUAACUUGGCUUCAUUGUAUUUACUGUAUGUAAUCUUAUGGGAUAUUUUAGCAGGUGCAAAGGAAAUUAUACUUUUUCUAAUGUUUUGAUGAAUAUUCAGUACAUGGCCAAAAACAUCUGUGUUAAUAAAAAAAAGUUUCUUUAAAACUUGCUGAAUGAAGUGUAUGUAUUUUUCUUUUCAUGUUCUUAGUAUUGUGACUAUUUAAAGAUAUACAAUCAUUUGAUUAUUGAAAAGUUGCAUGUGCAGGCAAAUACACAUCAAAUCUUACAAGUGGAGACUGAGCAAGUGAAAAAAAUACUCAAUUUCUUGAAAUGUAUACCAACUAAGAUGAAGCGGCUUCUGUGUUGCUAACUGGGUGAAUAGUUAGCCUGUACUUAAUUUUGAGUAGGUCAUUAUUUCAGAAUUCAAUGCAGCAAUUUAAAAAAAAAGUAAACUUUACAUAACUGGAAUUUCCAGGUGGUUUCACUAAGUGUUGAUAGAAUCUCUGGAGUAAAGCUGUAAACUUGCAGCUCCGUGGAGAGUCAAAACAGAUCAUGUUCAGAUUCAUUUACUUAUCACAUGUACAUCAAAACAUACAGUGAAAUACAUCAUUUAUGGUUUUAAAAAAAAACAACACUCAAGGUGUACUGGGGCAGCCCGUCAUGCUCAGCAGACCUUUUCCCCACAUGGUCUCCUUCUCAUUCAAUUCCAGGCCUCAAAUCUUUGUUCACUGGGCUUUGACUGCUGAACUUCUGAUUGACCUCAGGGCUUCAAUCUUUAGUAUCAACCCCAGACGAGCUGAGGACGGGACCCUGAACCCUGGGAUUUGUUGGGCUUUGUGCUAUCUCAUCCCUUUUGUUUGAAUAGGCAUCCAAUAUGGGAACUCCCUGACAUUAGAAACUAGGAAAAGAUCAAAAAGUGAUACAGGACAAAAGGAUUUGGGGCAGCAUUGGGGAAAGACGCAAUCAAUUUCCCCGGGGAAAGAAUUUGGAUAAUGGGAGAUUUAGAAAAUUAAAGCAAAAGCAUAAGAAUGAAUGAGAAUUAGUAUGAUAGAGCAUUGAAUAAGAUUGCAGCAACAAAUAGGGUCAGUGAAAUGGUUAAUAGAAGGUUCUAUCAGAUAAAAAAAAUAAAACAAGCUUUAACAAAGGACUAUAUUCAAUUUGAUAAAUUCAGGUUUAAAAGUUGGGUGUCAAAGAAAGUUGCAUGCUAGAUAAGAAAGGCAAGCUGGCUAAAGCAGAUAGGAUAUUAGGUUAAGGCUGAAGACUUAUUUACACAAGAUAUAGGAGCAGAACAAGGCUAUACAGUCUGUCAAAACUAAUUUGCCAUUGAGCGUUACAUACCCCGUAACUGGGUUGCCAAACAAGCAGAAAUGGACCACUUAGUUGGAGUCUGGAUUACUGGAACUAAGAAAGUUUUAUUAAAGAAAUAAAUAACACAGUACUCUAAUCCUAAGGAUAUAAAUGCAAUGGGUUAGCAAUGAUAAAACACACAUGUACACAGAACUAGGAUAAUAGGAAUCAAUCAAGCUCUAUCGCUGUCUAGGGGUAAAAUGAUCAGUCUCAAGUGAUGCAGAGUUCAGUUCAGCUUAGUACAGUUUGCAGCAAUCGCUGUUGUGCCGUUGGAGAGAGAGAGAGAGAGAGCGAAUGAUAUGCAAAUUGGAUUCAAACAGACCUUUGAUAUUCCUCGCAGUUAGCUUUCGGGCAAGCCCUUUUUAAUGUCUUCUGAGGUCACCGACUGUGACCCCUCCAUUCCGGAUACAUUCAUUCUUCCGCGGUGAACCCGGCACCCAGGUAAGGGCGACACACACACCAGGUUCCAGCAGAUUAUACCUUUUCACCCUGUGCGUCUAUGGUCGAUCCCGCGAUCAGACCGCCAAAACUCUCACCAACUUGUGGGGGAACACUGCACUUCCAGGGUCUCAUUAUCUCGUGAUCUCGUGGUGUCUGUCUUGCCUUAGCGAACCUGUUCCUUUUAUCCCCCUGCUGGGGUAUCGCCUGUCCAUCAAACUUCAAACAGUUCAGGUUCAAAGCAACCGGUCUGUCAAUACUCGGAACUGUGUCACUUUUUGUUAAUCUCUCUCGUCUCUCAUUAACAUUUUGAAUGCUUCUCCCUUAUCUCUCUUAUUUGCACCAAUCUUCUGAUAACUUGGUCCUUCGUCACAUGAGUCAUACCUGAUUUUCUUCAACCACAUUCUCCUGCCUUCUCCCUAUGAUCCUUGGCCUCCCUCAAAUCAAGAAGCUAUCAAUCUUUGACUUAACUACACCCAAUGACUUGGCCUUCAUGACCCUCCAUGGCAAUUAAUUCCACAGACUCCCCUCCCUCUGGCUGAAGAAAUUCUUACUCAUCUCAGUUUUAAAAGGACAUCCCUUGAUUCUGAGAAUGUGCCCUUGGAUCCUACACUUUUCUAUUAAUGGAAACAUAUUUAAAGAUGUAUUUCAAAAUUUCCGACAAAGAUCCAUUAUGGAGAAAUAAAGAGAAUUGCAGCUUAUCAUUCACGGCUUAAUAAAGAAUGGAAUUAGUCUGAAAUUAAAGUAUAUGUUAAUAAGCAAAGAUUGCUAGUACAGUGAAACCCCGUUAUAACACGAUCGUUUGGGUCCAUAAAAUGUCAUCGCGAAAAAAAGUGGGGUCGCGCUAAAUCAGGGGGGUUGUUACUGCAGAAAUUAGAACACAAAUUAAUUUUUAGUAAAGCUUUUUAAUACACAAAACAACAAAUAAAAACAUUCAAGAAUAUUAGCAAUCUCUCUCCUCACCCUAUUACUGCUAUCUUUGGACUACCUAAAUUUCUAGUAAUCUUUCCCCUUCAGCCCGUAGAAUGAUUGCAUUUCUUACUUUAAUGGCGAAAAGAUGUAUUUUACAACAUUGGAAAGAGCUUAAUGCUCCAACUACCUUUUUUUGGUUUUCUCAGACGAUUUUAUGUUUGAAUUUGGAGAAAAUUAGAAGUAACCUUUAUGAUUCUUCAUUUAAAUUUGAACAGAUUUGGGGACCUUUUAUUCGAUAUUUUCAUUUAAUGUAAUAUUUACCCUUGUUUUUUUUUCACUGUUUUUAAUGGAGGUCGGGAUUGAGGACGUGAUUUUAAGUUUAACUCUGUUUGGUUUCAAGUUAGCCCAUUGCUUUGCUUUGCUUUUAGUUAGUUGCACGGUGGGGUUUUUUUUGGGGGUUUUUUUUUCUUUUUUUUCCAUUGAUAUAUAUAAAAUUUAGUAUACUAUUAUGUUAUCUUGGUUUCUUAUGUUUAAAUUACAUUGUAGUAUUUUUUUUGGUAUUGAUACCUUUUGGAAUUUUAUUAUACUUUAACAUUGUAUUAAUGU